Molecule: messenger RNA, 1011 nt
Organism: Helobdella robusta
Lineage: Eukaryota; Metazoa; Annelida; Clitellata; Rhynchobdellida; Glossiphoniidae
Exons: 5
Coding region: 1-1011 (336 amino acids)
Source: RefSeq, a predicted model, not a curated record
AUGGUUGAGUUCGAUGAAUUUGGCAAUGAAUUAGAACCUCAGGUUCUAUCUAAAGAGGAGAAUGACUUUCUGCAAGAUGAAUGUGUGACUAGUCUCAAGCAAAAAUUAUUAGAUAUCAAAGAAUCUAAAAAGAUCAAACCCAAUAAUCACCCUAUGAACCUAAAAUUAGUGAGAAGCAAACUGGCCCCAAUCGUACACAUUCAGAACAUGAAAAUGGAACAUUUGAAGAGACAAAUAAAUGAAAAUAACAGUUUAGUAGAAAUGAUUAGAAGAACAGUUAAAAAACAAAACAGUUUUGAAGUUGAUGAGGAUGGCUGGUAUCUACAAGAUAAUGCCGACGAACUAAUUGAGGAUUUACAAGACUUGAAAGAUGAGGGCGUAUUAAAUCCGAAACUUUCAGGGAACGUGUUAAAAAUCCGAAUUCGAAUGCCGAAAGUCCGACUGCGAGUAGUGUCGAUACAUUCCCAUUCUAUAAAGGCCGAUCUAACGAACGAAAUAGGCAGAAAUAUAUUUCUGUUACGGUCGCAAAGAUCACCAAAAAAUCGACACAGUAGUCGUACGAGUAGCAAUAGUAGCAUCGCUACUCUCGUGGGAUCGCCUAAAAGUAAAACAUCGUCAGUAUUGAUGUCACACAGAAAAGUCACAACUACUGACGCACCAAAAACAUCGUCCAUAUUACUAUCCAAUGGAGAAGUUACUAACACUGGCGCUGUACCCAGAAGUAACUCAUCAUCGGUAUUUAUAACCGACAGAAAGAUAGCUUCGACUCUUACUGAUACUGUACCUAAAAGUAACACAACAUCGGUAUCAAUAACCGAUAGAAAAGUUACGAAUACUAGCAGAACCGCACUUAAGACAUCGUCGGUAUUGUUAACCGACAGACGAGAAACUACUGCUUUUACAGUUGAUGCAGAGAUGGAUGUGCAUGAUCGAGAUUCGGAUACCGAUCUUGAAAGUGCAUCCCAAGUUUCAGGACCGGUAAUUAUGAAUAAUUAUUAUAAAAGUCAAUAA